AGUCAAGUGGCUGAAACGCAUCUCGGCACAGGUAGUGCGCAUCAUGCUAGACUACACAGACCACGUCACCCUCUGUGUCAAACUCAAGGAAUGCCUGAAGACACAGAAACAGUGGCCUGAGAUAUGCUAUAUCCAAGAGAAUGUGCGCAGCCUGAAGCACCUGUGUCGGCUGUGUAUCCGGGACUGCCUGAGCCGUCUGCAUCUGCGAUCCCCAGCCUUCAUCAGCUUCAUGCCUCUCCCCACCAGGCUUAAGGACUACCUCCGAUACAGAGAGUAUGACAUCUACAGCAGGGGCAGCCCUGAUUGAUCAUAACAUAAUGGCACUCUCUAAGAAAGUUCCAGUUCCUUAUCAGUUUGUCUGGACCUUGUUUA
Molecule: messenger RNA, 372 nt
Organism: Oncorhynchus gorbuscha (pink salmon)
Lineage: Eukaryota; Metazoa; Chordata; Actinopteri; Salmoniformes; Salmonidae
Product: dynein axonemal heavy chain 12-like
Exons: 2
Coding region: 44-307 (87 amino acids)
Biological process (GO): intracellular signal transduction
Source: RefSeq, a predicted model, not a curated record